Messenger RNA from Spirometra erinaceieuropaei, 801 nucleotides. The record is from the annotation of a GenBank genome assembly. NCBI's taxonomy places the organism in Eukaryota, Metazoa, Platyhelminthes, Cestoda, Diphyllobothriidea, Diphyllobothriidae.
AUGGACGACGAGCGACUACCCAAACGACUCUUCUACGAAGACGUCGCGACGGGUUCUCGCCGUCAAGGAGGCCAGAUUCGCCGUUACAAGGAUACCCUGAAGUCCUCCCUGAAAUGCCUGCAAAUCAACCCCACCAACUGGGAGGAGCUCGCACUCGAUCGACCGACCUGGAGGAGAACAGUGAAGACAGGCGCUGCGAUCUACGAAGCCAACCGCAUCGCUGCCGCCAAAGCGAAACGUGAAGCCUGCAAAUCACAAAUUCGCCCAGAACGCAACGCCUCCGCACAACCUCUCCCUACGUGUCCUCGAUGUCAACGGACAUUCCGGGCUCGAAUCGGACUUGUUGGACAUCUUCGGAUGAACUGCGCCUCUCGAACGGCACCAAACAUCGUCCCCCCGCCUGUCUCUUCCUUCUCCUCUCCGCCGCCAACUUACCCUGACAAUUCUUCUGAUCUACCACUUCCAUCACUCUCCUCCUCCUCCUCCUCCUCCUCGUCCACUGCUCCAACGGCGGCCGCUCAGGCGACUGUCCCGCGCACAGCAACCGACACUACCACAACCUCCCCCGACUCCAGGGAUGAGGAUCAGGACUACACCUGCCCGCACUGCGACCGUACCUUCACCUCUCGCAUCGGCCUGGUCGGUCACUUGCGAAUCCAUCGCACAGAGACUGGAGAACCAUUGCCUGGAGCACCCACCUAUACCCACCAAGCUCGUCUCAACUGCCCACACUGCCCUCGCACUUUCAGGCACCGCAAGGGCCUAUUCGGCCACAUGCGCAUCCACGACGACCUGCGGUAG